Camellia sinensis is the source of this 2042-nucleotide messenger RNA. It is a transcript of the gene ENOC, whose product is annotated as cytosolic enolase. Gene Ontology annotation, cellular component: phosphopyruvate hydratase complex. Gene Ontology annotation, molecular function: magnesium ion binding; phosphopyruvate hydratase activity. Gene Ontology annotation, biological process: glycolytic process. The record is from RefSeq and is a predicted model, not a curated record. NCBI's taxonomy places the organism in Eukaryota, Viridiplantae, Streptophyta, Magnoliopsida, Ericales, Theaceae.
ACACCAACAAGAUCAUCACAACAACAACCACAACCACUUCUUUAAAAUCCAUCUUCCUAAACCACUUUCUCAGCAGCCAAACGAAACCAAAAAAAAAAAGAAUUUGCAGUUGCAGUUGCAGUGCCGAAGAUUUUCAAGGUCUAAUCAGCUUCCCGAAAACUCCACCAACAGAGAAGGAAAUGUCGGUGCAAGAAUAUCUGGACAAGUACAUGCUUUCUCGGAAAAUCGAGGACGCCGUCAAUGCCGCCGUUAGGGCCAAGACUCCCGAUCCCGUUCUCUUCAUUUCUAAUCAUAUGAGGAAAGCUGUACCUUCGGUGAUCACCAAGGUUAAAGCCAGGCAAAUCCUGGAUAGCAGAGGAAUUCCUACAGUUGAAGUUGAUCUUUACACCAAUAAGGGCAUGUUCCGUGCUUCUGCUCCUAGCGGCUCUUCUUCUGGAAUGUAUGAAGCUAUUGAAUUACGUGAUGGAGACAAGGGAACGUAUCUUGGACAUAGUGUGCAAAGAGCUGUUAAGAAUAUUAAUGAGAAAAUAUCUGAGGCUUUGAUCGGUAUGGAUCCGACUCUUCAGUCACAAAUUGAUCAGGCAAUGAUAGACUUGGACAGGACAGAGAAGAAGGGUGAACUUGGUGCAAAUGCAAUUUUAGCCGUUUCAAUUGCUGCUUGCAAAGCUGGAGCUGCUGAAAAGGAGCUUCCACUUUACAAGCACAUAGCUGAUCUCUCUGGAAGAAGCCACCUGAUUCUUCCUGUCCCUGCCUUCUGUCUGAUAAGUGGUGGAAAACAUGCUGGAAACAAUCUGGCUCUUCAGGAUAUUAUGAUUCUUCCUGUUGGAGCGAAAAAAUUUGAGGAGGCAAUGCAAAUGGGCUCUGAAACGUACCAUCAUUUAAAGGCUGUUAUUACAGAAAAACAUGGUGCACAUGGAUGCAAUGUUGGUGAAGAUGGUGGUUUUGCUCCUAACAUUUCCAGCUUUAGAGAAGGAUUGGAUCUAGUAAAGGAAGCCAUCAGCAGAACAGGGUAUAGUGAGAAAAUAAAGAUAGCGAUUGAUGUAUCUGCUACUGAUUUCUGCAUAGGCACAAAGUAUGAUUUAGAUUAUAAAACACCAAAUAAGUCAGAGCAAAACUUCAGGUCAGGAGAAGAGAUGAUUGAUUUAUACAAAGAACUCUGUGCAGAAUACCCAAUUGUAUCAAUCGAAGAUCCAUUUUACAAGGAGGACUGGGAACAUGUCAAAAUUUUUUCCAAUCUUGGAAUUUGCCAGGUUGUGGGGGAUGAUUUAUUGAUGUCUAAUCCAAAGCGUAUUGAGAAAGCCAUUCAGGAGUCUGCUUGCAAUGUUCUUCUUCUCAAGGUGAAUCAAAUAGGGACUGUGACUGAGGCCAUUGAAGUAGUGAAGCUGGCAAAAGAUGAUCACUGGGGAGUGGUGAUCUCUCAUAGAUGUGGGGAAACUGAAGAUUCUUUCAUUGCUGACUUGGCUGUUGGCCUUUCAACAGGUCAGAUCAAAGCAGGGGCGCCUUGCCGAGGAGAACGGCUAGCAAAGUACAACCAGUUGCUGCGAAUUGAAGAAGAGCUCGGUGAUCAAGCAGUCUAUGCUGGUGAUGACUGGAGGAUGACCUGAACAAACUCUCUAUGGUUCUUUUGCCCCUCCCGUCUUCUCUUUAAUCACUUCCUGGCAUAUGCAGCCUGUGUGUCUCCUCACAUUCAGAUACUGGGUCAUGAUGAUGCUUGUGUUGCUCUGCACAAUAGCUCUUGUCAGAGUGAUUCUUCAUAUCAACCUAGUAAAGAAGUCUUUCAUCUGAUUAUCUGUAGAACUUCAAAUUUGCAUUGCAAGAGUCAAUUUUUGGUGAUAACAGUUGCAAUUUUUCUGGUUUGUGUGAUUAUAUUUUGUUUCUUUUUGAAGUACCGGAAAUGUAUACAAUUUUUUGCAAGUUUGAGAGUGAAACUGCUGUAGUUGAGAUUAAGGAUUGUAGUAGGAUGUUUCACUCAAAAUUCAAACGCAUCCUUUGAACAAAAGAAUUAAUAUGAAAAUGAAAUAAACUUUUUUUCUUCCUAGAAA